Molecule: messenger RNA, 4548 nt
Organism: Cyprinodon variegatus (sheepshead minnow)
Lineage: Eukaryota; Metazoa; Chordata; Actinopteri; Cyprinodontiformes; Cyprinodontidae
Gene: dab2ip
Product: DAB2 interacting protein
Exons: 18
Coding region: 189-3890 (1233 amino acids)
Biological process (GO): regulation of GTPase activity
Source: RefSeq, a predicted model, not a curated record
UAAGGUGGCUACAGACACUUUUCUAGUUAAUCAGGAGGAUCGCUUCCCUUCUUGUCUUGUCCUCCUGGCCCUGGUGUUGACGUGCAUGCUGCUGUCUCUCCCUCUGAGCUGCUACACAGACACAGUCACCAGAACACAUAAGGAGCGCGGCUUGCUGGUUCUCUCACUCUCUGGAGCACAGAUUCAAGAUGCAGCAAGAAACCACCUUUUUCUAUUCCCCUUCAGAUCUACGGCGUCCGCCACAACAGCGGAUGUCACGCGGACAUUCAUAUGAAGAGAGAACUGCGUGGAACCCAAAGUGCUCUGUGGUUGCUGACCGUCAGAUGCUGCUUCUCGAUGGAGAGGAGGCGGGGAGGCGAGUUGCGUCAGCCAGGGCCCAUCUUCUGCGACGCACCAUCAGUGUUCCAGUCGAAACCCAGUUUCCAGAGUUCCACAGCCAGAUUUCCACAGAGAGCGAGUCUCCUCCGGAGCGGACGGGGCGCAGACGGAGUAUGCCAGGCUCCUCAGACAAGAACUCCACCACCAUGGAAGCCACCUCAACCGCUGCCACACCUUUCAGAGUCACCGUGAGUACUGGCUUUCUGAGUCGACGGCUGAAAGGCUCCAUAAAACGGACCAAAAGUCAACCAAAGCUCGAUCGGAACUCCAGUUUCAGACACAUCCUGCCUGGCUUUAGGAGCGUAGACAAUGACAGAUCUCAUCUGAUGCCAAGACUGAAGGAGUCUCGCUCCCAUGAAUCACUGCUCAGCCCCAGUAGUGCUGUGGAAGCCCUGGACUUAAGCAUGGAGGACGAGGUCAUCAUCAAACCUGUGCACAGCAGCAUCCUCGGCCAGGACUACUGCUUCGAGGUCACCACCUCCACAGGAAGUAAAUGUUUUUCCUGCCGUUCUGCAGCUGAGAGAGACAAAUGGAUGGAGAAUCUGAGGAGAGCCGUGCAGCCAAACAAGGACAACAGCCGGCGAGUGGAAAACAUGCUGAGGCUGUGGAUCAUCGAGGUCAAGGACCUGCCGGCCAAAAAGAAAUAUUUCUGUGAGCUUUUCCUCGAUGACUCACUGUACGCUCGCACUACCUGUAAGCUCAAGACUGAUAACGUGUUCUGGGGGGAGCACUUUGAGUUCAGCAACCUGCCCGCCGUCAGGAGCAUCACGGUCCACCUCUACAAGGACACAGACAAGAAGAAGAAGAAAGACAAAAACAAUUACAUUGGACUCGUCAGCAUCCCUGUGGGAUCCGUCACCGGACGGCAGUUUGUAGAGAAGUGGUACCCUAUAAGCACUCCCACCCCCCCUAAGGGUAAGACUUCAGGCCCCAUGAUCAGGAUCAAGGCUCGCUAUCAGAGCAUGAACAUCCUUCCAAUGGAGAUGUAUAAGGAGUUUGCAGAGUACACCACCAACAACUACAUGCUGCUGUGCUCGGUGCUGGAGCCGGCCCUCAGCGUCAAGAACAAGGAGGAAGUGGCGUGCGCGCUCGUGCACAUUCUUCAGAGCACCGGCAAGGCGAAGGACUUCCUUACAGAUCUGAUGAUGUCUGAGGUGGACCGCUGUGGGGAGAAUGAGCACCUCAUCUUCAGGGAAAACACUCUCGCCACAAAGGCCAUUGAGGAGUACUUGAAGCUGGUUGGUCAGAAGUACCUGCAGGAUGCCCUCGGUGAAUUUAUUAAAGCUCUAUAUGAGUCAGAUGAAAACUGUGAGGUGGAUCCAUCCAAGUGUUCCUCUGGUGAACUGCCAGAGCACCAGAGUAACCUAAAGAUGUGCUGUGAGCUUGCCUUCUGCAAAAUUAUCAACACAUACUGUGUUUUUCCACGAGAACUGAAAGAGGUGUUUGCAUCAUGGCGGCAAGAGUGCAACAGUCGGGGUCGACCGGAUAUCAGCGAACGGCUAAUCUGCGCCUCACUGUUCCUGCGCUUCCUUUGUCCAGCCAUCAUGUCACCCUCCCUUUUCCACCUCAUGCAGGAGUAUCCUGAUGACCGCACGGCUCGUACGCUCACUCUCAUUGCCAAAGUCACGCAAAAUCUGGCCAACUUCACCAAAUUUGGAAACAAGGAGGAGUACAUGUCUUUCAUGAACCAGUUCCUGGAGCAUGAGUGGACCAAUAUGCAGCGUUUUCUGAUGGAAAUCUCCAACCCUGAGACAAUCUCAAACACAGCCGGCUUUGAAGGCUACAUUGACCUUGGCAGGGAGCUGUCGACCUUGCACUCACUUUUGUCUGAGGUGGUCUCCCAAAUGGACCAGAGCAUGGCUUCAAAGCUAGGCCCCCUGCCCAGAAUCCUCCGGGAGGUGAGCACGGCUCUGUCUAACCCCUCCAGCGUCCAGAUGACACCUGGGCCGUCCUCAGAGCCCGUAGGUUCCCCUACUGCUGAGGCUUGCUGCAGCAUUUCCACCGGGCUGCAGAAGAUGGUCAUAGACAGUGAACUGUCAGGAUUGGUUGACUUCACACGGUUACCUUCACCCACUCCAGAAAAUAAGGACAUCUUCUUUGUGACAAGGAGCUCAGGUAUCCAGCCUUCCCCUGCUCGCAGUUCCAGCUAUUCAGAGACUAAUGAGCCCGAGCUGGGCAUGUCAAAUGGCAACAAGAGUUUAUCCAUGGUGGACCUCCAGGACCCCCGCAACCUGGAUGCCGGAACUACUCCGAGCCCGUCAGAUGCUCUAAAUGAAAGCCAAACCUCUGGGGGAUUGUGGCCAGCCAGAGUCUCACAAGGUAACAUCCCAGGAGGUCCUACCAUGAGAAGGCCCGGCCAGGCCCCCACUACCCCAAGCACAGAGAGCACUCCAGGUCGACCCGCGCAGCUUCUAGCCCCGCUGUCCUUCCAGAACCCAGUUUACCAGAUGGCGGCCUGUUUGUCAGUGUCUCCUCGAGGAAUGACUGAUUCGGGGUCAGAGUGCCACAGCUCUGUUAGUUCCCAUAGCAACAAUGAAGAUGGGCCUGCAGGAGGAAAGCAAUCUUUUAUGAACCAUAGCGGAGGUGGGGGAAGCAGCGGGGAUGAGUACACCAGGCGUUCCGGGGAGUUUAACCGUCGACAACUAUCGCUCACUGAGACCCAGCAGCAGCCCAGCGUCCCCAGACAGAACAGCGCCGGCCCACAGAGGAGGAUAGACCAACCUCCACCUCAGAACGUUACCCGAGGCCGUACGCCCCCCAAUCUGCUCAGUGGCGGCCCUUACCCUCGCCCAUCCUCUGGGAACAUGAUGACAUCGUCACCGGACUGGCCAGCUGGCGGCGCCCGUUUGCGGCAGCAGUCAUCUUCUUCUAAAAGCGACAGUCCUGAGACCAAACAGAGGGCUCAGCACAAACAGGCCCCCUCCCCAGUGAACCCCAGUGCGCUGGACCGCACAGCAGCCUGGCUUUUGAAUAUGAAUGUGCAGUAUUUAGACCAUGAGGGGAUGGAGCCCGAGUCACUAAGAAACAGAGAGGAUCUGACUCAGGUGGAGAAGUACCAACAAGAGAUUGCGGUGCUGCAGGAGAAACUGCGUGCGUCUGUACAGAAGCUGGAGGAGUACGAAGCCCGUCUAAAAGGUCAGGACGAGCAGGCUCAGAAGGUCCUGCUGGAGUACCAGGCCAGGCUGGAGGAGUCGGAGGAGCGUCUGCGCAGGCAGCAGGACGACAAGGACCUCCAGAUGAAGAGCAUCAUCAGUCGGUUAAUGUCAGUGGAAGAGGAGCUGAAGAAGGACCACUCUGACAUGCAAGCAGUUGUGGACUCGAAACAGAAGAUAAUUGAUGCUCAGGAGAAGCGCAUCGCGUCGCUGGAUGCUGCCAAUGCUCGUCUCAUGAGCGCGCUCAGCCAACUGAAGGAGCGUUACAGCAUGCAGACCCGUAACGGCAUCUCCCCCACCAAUCCAACCAAGCUGCAGAUCACUGAGAAUGGAGAGUUUCGGAACAGCAGCAACUGCUAAGGCUGCUCUGAGUGUGUUUGAGGCUCCUGAGAGUGUACAGUAUAUUCCUCCUUUUGGGCGUGUGCGUGGCUGUUAGAUGGACGGUGAGAACGUGUGGGUGUGUUUUUUGGAAAGCACUCAGUUUACUUCCGGAAGACAUUUCUAUUUUUCCUCUGUUUGGGCAAUGCUGGCCCUAAAGACAUUUCUACAAGGGGGCCACCCAGAAGGAUUGGAGCUUGAAGCAGAUCACCAGAUGGCCUUCUUUGGGAGGCUGAUGGAAAAAGGAGGCGGAGCCGAGCUUGUAUAUAAAAACUCCAAGCUGUGGAUGAAUUAAGAUGCUGGGAUGACUCAAACGCCCGGUCCACGCCUGGGACGAACCACUAUAAAAACCAUAAAGAUCGACAAUUCAGCUCCUCCCUUCCCUCCUGACAGCGAAGUGGGCCCAUUAAAAAACACAUGUUGAGGAUUUUCACUUAAGCUUGUCUCCAGAGGUUUACUUUCCAAUGCUUUAUCUCAAAGUAUAUGUUUUUAAAGAACCAAAUAUGAGCUAUAAAUAGAUAUUUUUUAAAUCCAAAACAAUCUUCUUUACUUCCCUUUGAAUUUAGAGGUGUGUUGCUGAGCGUCCCGUUUACCCCCACAACCCCAACCCCCCUCCACCCUCCCCCAUACCCUAAGCAGU